AUGGGGCCUUCAGGCUUUCUUGAAGAAGGCAACUUCCCCACCUCUGCCCUGUGCCAUUGGCCUGUGGAGAUCCGCGCUGAUGACCUGUGCACCCCACAGCUCCUAGGGGCCAUGCUGAAGCUGCUGCCACUGGACACCUACGUGGCAAGUCCAGCCACAGUCAUGGAGCUGGUACCCAGUGACCGGGACAGGAGCCUUCACACUCCGAUAUGGAAGGACUACAUGACCCUCCUGUGCCAGGCAGGCUGCACUAAGCCCCUGGAGCCCACGGAGUGGUUCUCGUUUUACGAGCGAGCCAAAAUGGCCUUUGCUGUGGUGGCCACCAGUGAGAUUGCCCACCACGGGAACAUCAUCCUGAAGAAAGGGGUGCUGGCCCCUGAAGACCUGCUCUAGACCUGUGGAUGCCACCCUGUGAGCCCUACAGAGACAAGCCCAGCCCAUCUGCCCCGCCUGGGCCCACAGGGCAGCUGGGGGCUAUGCCUCUGGGUUUUGCCACUGAGCCUAGGGCAUCUCCUGAUCUCUGCUGGAUGGAGUGGCCCGGCUUCCUGUGUGGAGUCUGAACUUAGACCAGAGCUUUGUUCUUUUUUUUUAAAUCGUUUUAUUAGGGGGCCAUACAACUC
Echinops telfairi (small Madagascar hedgehog) is the source of this 620-nucleotide messenger RNA. It is a transcript of the gene FUOM, whose product is annotated as fucose mutarotase. Lineage: Eukaryota; Metazoa; Chordata; Mammalia; Afrosoricida; Tenrecidae. Gene Ontology annotation, molecular function: fucose binding; racemase and epimerase activity, acting on carbohydrates and derivatives. Gene Ontology annotation, biological process: fucose metabolic process. The record is from RefSeq and is a predicted model, not a curated record.